Odontomachus brunneus is the source of this 2771-nucleotide messenger RNA. RefSeq lists its product as uncharacterized. The coding region runs from base 1644 to 2051 and encodes 135 amino acids. Lineage: Eukaryota; Metazoa; Arthropoda; Insecta; Hymenoptera; Formicidae. The transcript is spliced from 2 exons. The record is from RefSeq and is a predicted model, not a curated record.
AGGUGAAUAACCAUAUAGCCACAGCGAGCACGUGACCGAAAGGACGACGCUUGCUGGGCUGCAGAGUGAAAGUAGCGAGUCAUCAUCUGUUAAGGGCCGAUUGUUCCAACUUCUUGGUAAACUGACAGUUAAAUCAUAUAUCUGUCUUCGUUUUUUACUUAAAUUGGACAGAGACAGACACACGAUUUAAUUGUCAGGUAGCAAGAAGUUAGAACAAUUGGCGCUAAACCUUAAGUAGCUAUCGUGCGACGUUUAGCCUCAAGAUUGUUAACUUCAUAAAACCUAGGACUCUUCCUAAUUUAUGAAAAGUUCUUAUUGAAACUUGUGUCAUUGUAAUUAUUAUAAUAUAAAGAUGUAGAUUAGUGAUGUAGAUAGAGAAAUAUAUAAAAUGAUAUAGAGAUAACCCGCAUAAUAAGGAAUUAAGGCAAAUCCCACAGAUUUCAUGAAGUUGACGGUCUUGAGGUUAAGCGCCGCGACAAUCAGUCGUGAGGCUUGGCGAGUAAGUUGGAAAAGGAAGGUGUAUUAUAAAGUGAGAUGAACGACUGCGCGACUUGUACAGCGUGGUGAGGAUAGCGAACUCUGCGUACGUGCGAUAUAUGCGUUUCUCAAAAUAGAACGUCUGGACGCGACAUUGUUAUGAUCAACGCAUAAAUAAACAGGUGCGCUGACGCACCGCAAUAGCGCCGGCCCGAUCGAGAGCGCAGAUCAAUACGAACGUCAAUAACUCCACUUAUAGACGUCGUACCAACUUAAAACAAAAACCGUUGGAAAGGGGAAAUUGUCGCACUUUUGAUGGACGUAAAGUCGCUUUUUUGUGGAAUAAAAAUCAAAUAGCAUAAUCAUAAAUACGAAAGACUAUUUUAAUAGUGAUAAUAAUGAGAACUUUGCUCUGAUUUAGAUCUGUUCAAAUUUGGCUGUGUUAACGCGAAAUUUAGUCCAAAUGAACGAAUCGACGCGUUUUGGUUGAAGCAUACAGAAUUCCUGGUUCCUGGAUCUACACUUGAUUUUAAGAACUAGGAAUUUCAUUUUUUUCAAAAUGCGUUGAUUUGUUCAUCAAACUUCACUUUAAUACAACCAAACUUUUUUCUCCGUGUAUAUCAGACGUGUCUUUUGAGGCAUGUCUCUUGAGAUAUGCCUACAGAACUCGUCCCACCACACCGCGCGCAUUGAUCAACUAAUUCCCAGUCAGUUAAUAUCUCGAUAAUUAUUGUGGUUACAAAGUGUGAAUUGUUGCUCAGUUUAACGAGCUCCACUUGUACACGAGCAGAGUCGAACAUUUAAAUCCAGACACCCCGUAUACUCCGUGCGCCACAUGCACAUACACGUGCGCAAUUCCACGAGUGGAUUUAUGAAGUGACGAACACUCUCUUGCGCGCUCGCUCGCUAAAUUGAAUUCGACUUGGCCCAUUUCUUGCCGUGUUAAUCGUGACUCGUCGACGAAUCGAGCGCCGACAUUCUCGCUGAAACGUGUGCUACUUUUUCUCGCUUCUUAUGACAGCUCUGGAUUGCAUAAUUGAGGACGUUUACUUCGCGAACGACUCGCAUAUCUCUUGGAGACGAUGUCACAUAUUAUACCAUUUUGUCAACGGAGAUCUUUAUUUUUCCGAAGAUUUUCCGAAAUAACGUAUUGCUUCUCAUAAGAAAUGAUUAACACUUACAGCAUGAGAAAUAUAGCCGGGUCGCUCUCCCCCUCGCCGAUUCGACUCUGUCAAAUGUACUUCCUCAUUUACGUCAUGCUGGCCAUCGUGUCUACGACAUUCAGCUCGGCGGAAAUUAAUAAGCAUGACGGAAGCAAAGCGACACACAUGAAGGACGAAUAUAGCUCGGUUAGAAGCGCUAAGAAAUCGACGAUCUCCCCGUAUCAGCGUGAAAAUAAUGAAGUCACUGGUGAUCGAAAUCAUUCGGCUAAUGAACUCGUGACUACCGGUGACGAGAAAAAUAGUGCGGCCCUAAAUCGAUUUCUGGAGAACGUUUUGAAGGCGCGGAACAAUUUGAAGUGGAUAGACGAAGACGCGCGUCUCAUCAAUCAUAGGUCCCGUCCAAAGAAGUAAGAGCUUCAAGUAAUUGCUCGUUUCUUUAACGAUAGAAGAAGAAAAGAGUAUAAAUACAACAAAAAUAUGAGCUACAGACGCUAAUCCCAAAAAUAUUAGCAUGUAAGAAUCGAAAGAACUUUGGGUCAAAUAAUGUAAUGAAUUGCUGCAGUAGGUCUGACUUUUUUCAAUUUUAAUGGCGAGACGCGCGUCGUACCGUCUCGCCCAGAGAACGAACAAAUUCCCAACGUGCUCGACUCGUAUUUUUACCCACGGCGAUUUAGAGACACGCCGAUCUCCAUUGAGCGAUCCAAUAAGAGUAUUCCCGAUACAGUCCGCCGGCGUAUAUAAGCGAGCACUCCGCGGGAUCCGCCAGCAUGGAAGAAGACGUCUUAGGACUCGGUGAUAUCGGUUAUGAAAGUAGGUUACGUGGCAAGAGGGGCUUCGAUCGGAAUUACGAAAUGAUGCGGACGCCGCGGAAGAAGAAAUACGGCGAGGAGGGUGCUCGCGACGUCCCUCAGAGAGUCUAUCUGGAUAACGACAUGACGUUUAAGAGAGACACCUCUGGCGUUGAUUUCGACGGCCUUUAUCGAUCACGCGACACGUAAGCGCGAUGGAACGAUAUGCACCGUGAAAUUAAACUCCACACACAGAAAAAUGUCAUUCUGCUGGCGAGAAAAGUGAUCACUCAGUUUGUUGUUGUUCUUUGAAGUAAUAGUCAUUUCCAACAAAGAUUAUUUU